AUUCAGUUGGAGACUCGCAAGGGCGAAGACCGUUAGCUCAUGAGAAACAGAGCGAGCAACAACAAUAACAAACCAAAACAUAACGUAUUCCCACUCUCUUCCCUUCCCUUCUCUUCUCUCAACGUACACGAAUUCCAUACAGAAAACCCAGUCUUUACUCUUACCAAUCCCGUCUUUUCUUGAAUUUCAAUCCCUCUCUCUGUAUCUAAACAUGGACGACAUGGCAGCGACGUCGACGACCGGGUCGUUGAUCCAAAACGACGCUUCAUCCAUGUCAUCGUCUUCAAUCUUCACCAACUACCCUUUCCUAUCUGCUCUUGUUGCCUUCGCAAUUGCCCAAUUCACCAAGUUCUUCACUUCCUGGUAUAAGGAAAGACGAUGGGAUCUCAAGCAACUUGUUGGAUCUGGCGGAAUGCCAUCUUCCCAUUCUGCAACUGUUACUGCUCUUGCCUUUGCCGUGGGGCUGCAAGAAGGAUUUGGAGGAUCUGUCUUUGCCAUUGCAUUGAUCUUCGCUUGCGUUGUGAUGUAUGAUGCAACUGGGGUGCGGUUGCAUGCUGGUCGCCAAGCAGAGGUUCUGAAUCAAAUUGUUUAUGAACUUCCGGCGGAACAUCCUCUGGCUGAGAGCAGACCAUUACGUGAACUUCUUGGUCACACCCCCCCACAGGUUGUUGCUGGUGCCUUGGUCGGGAUUUCCACAGCAGCAGUUGGGUAUUUGAUCACGAAGAUAACUAGCCAGAGCUGAUGUUCAAAUAGAUCAUAUAUAUCCUCUUAUGGCAUUUCUGACAAGUGAAUUCCAGAAGGCUACAAGACAUAAUUGCAUCUCACACAUAUAGAUCAUCAGAAUUCUUCGCAUCUUGUUGUCUAUAGCGUAAUACCUAAUCCCAUUGAACUGCAUUAAGAAUGUAAUUUGAUCGAUUGCAAUUAUAUGAAACAAAGAAAUAUGUUCAUGUUAAAUUUCUUCAAUGAAUUGCAAUGGUUACCAUCCUUGGUGA
Molecule: messenger RNA, 992 nt
Organism: Tripterygium wilfordii
Lineage: Eukaryota; Viridiplantae; Streptophyta; Magnoliopsida; Celastrales; Celastraceae
Exons: 5
Coding region: 212-742 (176 amino acids)
Source: RefSeq, a predicted model, not a curated record